AUGAGGACAUUAAUCAGUGGAUCCACCACUGGGGCCCGCGGUUGCAGGUUCGCAGCUCGGAAUUCCGCAUGGGGCAUUGGCACCAUCGCCGACUCGGCAUUCCAGCCAGAACUCCACGUCACAUACAGCGCAGUAAAAAAAUGCACGUACACGCGAAAAAGCAGCACCUUCGGCUGCUGCGGCGUCCUCGCCCGCCCUUCCGGCGUGUAUUACGCGGAGAUCCGCUCCGGUGAUACACGUCUCGGUCUCGGGACGUUCGAGACCGCCCACGAGGCCGCCCACGCGUACGACGCGACGGCGUGGCACCUCUGGAGGCCACGGGCGCAGUUGAAUUUGUCGGACACGCGAGCAGGCGUAGGAACUCGCCCCCCCCCCCCCCCCCCCCCGCUGCUAAUCACCGCGGAGGACCACCACAUCCAGCGGAGGCGGGAGCGCCACCUCCUCAUCGCCGAGACGGAUGAGCACGCCAUAGCGGCAUGGUGGGAGCGCUUCCCGGAGGAUGUCGCCACCGAGAACGAGUUCUGGGCGCAGAGAGCCGCGGAUCGGGCGGACAGGCGUGAGCGUAAGGCACUGGCGGUAGUGCAGUGUGAACUGAGAUCUGCGUCGACAUUUGACGACAAUGAUCCUUGUUGGGAAGACGCGUUUCUGUUGUCGGACGACACCAUCAAGGAGGACGAGGAGUAG
Messenger RNA from Aegilops tauschii subsp. strangulata, 684 nucleotides. The record is from RefSeq and is a predicted model, not a curated record. Lineage: Eukaryota; Viridiplantae; Streptophyta; Magnoliopsida; Poales; Poaceae.